Schistosoma bovis is the source of this 1083-nucleotide messenger RNA. The record is from the annotation of a GenBank genome assembly. NCBI's taxonomy places the organism in Eukaryota, Metazoa, Platyhelminthes, Trematoda, Strigeidida, Schistosomatidae.
UUAUUAUUAUUAUUAUUAUUAUUCAGAUAAGUAAUGACCGAUUACAUAAUUAAUCCUGUUAAUGAUGAUGAGGAAUAAUGAUAGUGAAAAAAGUUCUUGAUCAAUUUAUGUAUAAAUAUUCAUUAUAUAAUUAAAGUAGAAUGAUAAUUAACCAGUAACUAUGAAAUCAUUAUGUAUAUUAUGUUUACUUAUUUCAUUAGUAUUCUGUACGGAUAAUGUAAUGGAAGAUUCUACACAACAGUUACAAGUUCAAAAGUAUAAUAGAAGAGGAAGUCAACCGAACAUUUUCCAGUGCAUUACUUGUAAAAGUGGUACUGGAAAAGUUUUAGGUAUGAUUUUAAGUCCAUCAACAAACAAGUCUAUCAAUGAAAUAACCGAAACACUUUGUAUGGAAACAGGUCCAUUUAAUACUUCCUGUAGAAUGUUUGCAAAUGAACUUUCAUCACAGGUCUUUUAUCUUUUCCGUCAUAUAGUACCACAAAAAUGGUGUGCUUUUCUCGGUUUCUGUUCUUACCCACCUAUUGUACCUGUUUGUAAAUGUUGUCUUAAUACUGGACAAGUGAUAAAAUCAAUGUUAAUGUCGGAGCCUUUCCUAUCAGAAUUAUACAAUAACACAUUAACUAUGUGUGAUAAAUUACCCAAAUUAUCUAUCAUAUGCAAUGCACUUCUACAUGAUAUUUUCAUGGCUAUAACCUUAAGCUUCAGUGAACAAUUUGUAGUUUAUCGACUUUGUAAGGUAAUGAUACGUUAAUUUAAUACUUUAUAUGAAGUUAUUUACUUAAUUGCAAUUUCAUUGAUACUAUCUAACACAUAUGAAACUGUUUUUCUCAUUGAAGACUAUACUUAUGAAUGCAUGCGUUUACCGACAACCUUCAAAUUGCUUAUCAAUGGACAAGAUAAUAUUUGAAGUAUUGAUCACGUUUGAUUCUAGAGAAAUGUAGAUCCCAAAUAACCUUGUGUGUGAAAUAAUGGUGGAUUUUGCUGAAAAUUUCAAAAUGUCUAUAUGAAUAUCAGCUACCAAACAAAAAACAUUUAUAUUACAUGAUGUUAUUCGCACAAAUUAAAUAUACUAUUGGAAUAUUC